This is a messenger RNA of Sycon ciliatum, 5463 nucleotides long. RefSeq lists its product as uncharacterized. Lineage: Eukaryota; Metazoa; Porifera; Calcarea; Leucosolenida; Sycettidae. The record is from RefSeq and is a predicted model, not a curated record. The transcript is spliced from 11 exons. Bases 726 to 4613 code for a protein of 1295 amino acids.
CUGCACUGAGGAACGCCUUUGCUUGGGGCGGACGCGACACACAGCAUUUCAGGUUCCUUAGUUUCGGUACUAAUCUCAGUGUAGUUAUGAAUCUUGUGUGUAAUGUUAGCUAGCUCUGCUCUGUGCGACGUAAACCAACCUCCUGCGUAGAACCCAGACCGUCUACUGCUUCUAAUGAAGCCACACAGCCUGAUAGUGAUAAGGGCACAUCCACACAGUUGUCCUGAGUUGAGCUGAGCACCGUAGGCUGAAUGAAAAUAUUCUGCUAGGUUUGCCACAUUUUAGCGUCCUCUGUGCGAAUUUCCAGAGUGGAAGUUCUACCCUUUCCUUGCCCAGCGCGCCAACUGACGAAUGCUCCUGUGAAGUCACGGCACGAGUGUGAACGGAUCGCGCGAUCGUGUCCGAAGUCUGCAUGCGGUGACGGCUGCAGGUAGAUCUACAAGUGCCUUUUGUUACAUUUAUAGCCAUUGUAGGAUCAGAAAGCCUGGAGACUGCACGGGAGGAGAGCAGCUGGGAGUUGUAAAAUACCGGAAUUUUAUUACUCCCUGGUGGAGAGGGUGUUACGACUCAGCAGUGCGAAUGCGGUGGCCAUCAAACCUGCCUUCACCACCUAACUGAAGACAUUGCAGACAACCAUCCUUGGGCCGAGUCUGCACUGCAGCACAGGAGUACUGUGACCAUCACACCAGUCAAGUGUCUGCAGUAAAACUAGCACUGCCGGUGACAUGCCGGUGGAUUUCUGGUAUUAUGUUGCCAGGCCGGUUUGGGUAGACUUGUGCUGGGAUGUUAGACUACCACACUGGGCAGUAAGAGAUCUGCUGGCAAGUGUUGAUAAUCUUCCUCCAGCCCUCACCGUUUUGAGACAGGAUUCUCCAGGCGGUUGGCCUUGCACAUAUACAUUACCCUGGUUACUGUCAAGUGGCAACAAAGGUGCUGCAAAGUUUCUUGAUACCUUAUCCCGAUGUGGAACAGAUAAGCAUCAAAUUUCAUCAAUGUUAUCCAGUAUCUGGAAGACCAUAGUGGCGGAGAAACAAGAUACUGCUCCUUAUGAGUUCUUUCUUGAAGCAAUCAAGAACAACGUGGACAUCAUUUGCCAUUGUCUGUCUAAGGCUUCCCCGUUCAUAUUGAUGGUUGAGAUAUCAAAACUCCAAAUAUACAGUGGCAUUAGUGCCAGUACAAUGGCUACAAUAACUACAGCACUGGCGGAGUGUAAAAUGGAUGAUUGCUUUCCAGCAAGAUCAGCAAUAAAGGCAAUGGUAGACGAUGUGUUAUCUAGUGGCCAUGCACAGGGUGCAUUGUUCAUUAAUGUGCUAUUUUGGAGUGACACACUAGCUGACUUCAUUCCGCACCAUGUCAGAGAUACUGUGCUUGCCGAUAUUGGAACACACUCUAUACGUGACCUCUACAUUGCGGUGUGUGUCAAUUCUCAACUUCCAUCAGGUAUUGUGACUGGACAGAAGAAUGCAACAAGUUCAAAGAAACAAACGGCAAAAAGUGGAAUUGCUGGCUGGAACGCAGAGGAUGAGCAGGCUUAUCAACUAGCACUGUCAGAAGGACAGCAGAUAAUCCCUCAUGCGAGGCUUCUUCUAUGCGGUCCGGGUCGCUCAGGCAAAAGCAGCGUGGAGAGAUCACUUGUGGAUGAGCCAUUUGAAAAGAGAAGUGACAGCACCAUUGGUGUGGAGCUACAAACAGCUGUCUGUACCAUUGGACAGAGAGAUGGCAAAUUUGUUUGGCGCAAGGAAGCCGAUCAAAAAAUGCAACAUCUGCUCAUGGUGCUAAUAUCACUCAACAAAGCAGUACAACGAAAGGCAAUUGAGGAUCGCCUAGCCCAGCAACAUGCAGUCAAUGAAGAAACUGUCUUCCCAGUGACGGAAAGCAUGGCAGCGGAGAGCAGUCUGGAGCAAAAAAUGGUCCAAUCAUCCACACCAAGUAGCAGUACAACAGGUGUUCGUUCGUCUGAGGAUAGCGGGCACACAGCAGUGGAAACUAAUGACACAACACAUGACGUACCUGCUGGUGACAAUGUGAAUGCUGCAGUCGCCAAAGCUGAUUCCGAUUCUCCAAGUGUAGAUCAAACGCUAGUUGCUUCAUGUACCAAUGUUCCUAAUGAAGCGGAUGUGACUGCUGAUACAUCUCCAGAUGCUAAAGCCAACACAACUCCAGAAACAACGACUGCUACCAUUGGAAACAAUAGCCCAAUCCAUGAUACCGCCAAUGGUGUAGCUUCCACUAUUCAAGCCACAGCUCCAAACUUGCAACCACUGAUGUCAGAGGAAAAGGCGCUUGAAAUACAUGAAGCAGAGGGAAGCUGUGCAACACCCGACUCACCAUAUUCACCUGAUCCAAAGAGCCUUGAAGAGGAGUUAUCGUAUGCAGCAAUGCGGGUGGAUCAGUUCAUUGCUGAUCUCAAGUACACCGAUGUGAGUGAGUACAACAUCAAGGACUUGGAUGAACUUGUGUUCUUGGACAUAUGGGACUUUGCAGGACAGCGGUUAUUCUCAGCACUUCAACAUAUGGUUCUGUCUUCAAGACGCUGUGCUUAUGCAGUUGUCUUCGAUGCCUCAAAGCAAAUGGAGAAAGUAGCCGAGCCAACACUUUGCAGAGAUGGUGAAGAGUACCGGCUAGAUAACAGCCAAGGCUCCACCAACUUCGACAUAAUGGAAAGCUGGUUGAACACAAUUCAUCAUGUUAUUGGUGAUGACCCAGACGUACCAGUGUAUGCUAUUGGCACGCACAUCGACAAACUUCCGCGCAAAACUCGCCAACAAUCACUUAACAAGAUGAAGAAAUACAUCUGGACCAAUGCUGAGGAAAGAGCAUAUGGUCUCAAUCUUGAUGAAGUGGUGUUUGUUGACAACACUGUUGCUGGAAGCAGAGAUCCUGAUGGAACCAUCGUCCGUCUUCGAAAGGAUUUCAUUGAGAAAUUGGAACCGCAGUUCAAACAACCCAUACCCAUUCGCUGGCUACCAUUCACCAUUGGUACGAAGGAAGUUGCAAAGAAAUUCAAAUGCCCAUGGCUGACGAUUGAGCAGAUCUACCGUCUUGCCAACACAGUGUGCGGUGGUGAUGCUGGGAACAGUCACUCUCAGUCUGUUGAUGUGGAAGCAAUGUUGAAGUACCAACAUCACCUUGGCCAUAUUCUCUACUACCCAGAGAACCGAAUCCUGUCAUCCAAAGUCAUCAUUGAUGUAGAAUGGCUGCUAAGAAUUGCAUCACUGCUCUUCUGCCCAGAACCAAAGAGUGAGCAGGGCAAACGUCUUCGCAAGCUCUACGAGCUGUUGACAAGCAAGGGAAUCUUGCUUGAACGUCUCAUCAUUCACCGUUGGCAACAGCACAGCAAGCAAACUGCAAUGUACACCAAGACAGAAGAGCAACGUGACUAUCUGUAUGAGCUAAUGGAGCAAUCUGGCCUCAUGUACAACACAAAGACCAGUAUGAAGAUCCCCGACCGUGAGGAAGAGUCACGCAAGUUCUACGUCCCAGCCCUUGUAAGCCGAAUGCCUGAAGACAAUGCCGCUCUGCUAUUGGAUGACUCAGCGCCAACCAUCUACCUGUACACGGGAAGUCGCAAAUACCUACCACAGACACUGUUCUGGUGCGCCGUGGUAAGGUGCAUGCAGAAGUAUCAGCCACGCCAAGAACCACUUCUCUACCAGUCUGCUGCUCGGCUGAGAUGUUAUGGCAUCUACUGGCUGGUACUGGAGUACUUCAGUCAUGGCAUUCGUAUCUCCAUUGCAGCUGAGGAAUCUGCACUGUCAAAUAUUGGAAGUGCGUACUCUGCGGUACGUCCCGCUGACCUUCCCGCAAUGUGUUCAGAAGCCCUGCUGUUUGUAGAGGAGCAGCUGGAGGAUCUGAAGAAGUUCAGCCUUCAGCACGUCAACAUCAGCCGAGCAGUGCGGUGCAAGUGUCCCAUCAACCAACGUCCUUGUCAGCGGCACAAGAAGAAGUCCUGUCCACGGACAUCAUGCCAUCACUUCGCAGAACUGGUGGAUGGAGAAGUUCCACAAUGUCCUCUGGAGUCACAGCCCAGUGUGGAUGCCGGUCCAGUUUUGCAGUACUUCAAAUGCAUCCCGUUCCAAUAUGUGCAAGCUGGCAGGACUAGCGGCUCAAUGUCUUCACCAUUGAUGGCAAUGUCUGGACUACAAACUACACUACCAUCUACCAGUACAGCAGAUAUGUACGAGUUAUCACCUUCGUUGGAGAAAAAUGGUCGGAAGGGUAAAGUGGCCGGCAUGGAACAACUUGGCGCAAUUGCUUCAGCGGCAACAGCAGCGAUGCAGCCAGUCACUGAAGUCACUGGCCCUGGUGUUGAGUUCCACAAGCUCCGGCAGCCGGAGCUCAUUCGUCUUCGCAAGAAGCUUGAAGGUCUUUGCAACCUGGGCCUGGGUGAUCAGAAAGACCUGGCCAACUCUCUUCUGGAUGCCGUGUACCCGGCUGGAUGCAAGAAGAUUAUUGAGCAGAAGGCGUCCAAGGAGCAGACGACGUUCUUCACCACAAUGUUCAAUGAAUGGAUUGACAACGAUCCGGACGCCAACGGCUUCAAGUUCUACGAAGCAGCGUGCGAUGCCUCAGAAGUAUACGCCAGUUCUGUGCGGGACCUACUGCAGCUCUGAUCAUUGCAGUGCAGCUGGGACUCAGAUACGUCCACACGUCCACGUCCACACGUUCCCAAACAGUGGAAUAUGUACUUCACACAGGUGCUUCUUGCUUACCCUUGCUGUGGCCGACAGUAGUGAGCACUUCUUGAUUUAGCUAGCUUGCACCGGCUUUCCCCAGCAUCUCUUUGGGUCUUGCCGCUUGAUAUCCGAUACCAAUGUUUUCCCCUGCCGUGCAAUUGCCAUUGCAAACAUGCCUUGAAGCACACGCACGCGCACACACGCACACGCGCGCGCGCGCACACACACACACACACACACACACACACAUGUCCACACACCAGACAAGCCGCAUCACGCAAACAAUGCAAUACCUAAACGCAUGAAUGCACAUCUAUCUGGGCAUCAUAUUGAACGCUCGUCCUCCAGUGCUGAAGUUUCGACAGUGAGCAUCAGCUUUCUUCCUACUUGCCAUGUCAAUGCAUCAAUCAUGGAAUGUGUCAACAAUGGUCUCUACCAGGUUAUAAAGUAUUUACUGCUGUUAUUUUUUCGAAGAUGUCUGAAUCUUGAUUCCUACCUGCUAGUACCAUAAUUGCCUGCGGCCUUGAGCCAAGAGUUCCUGUGACAGCGCAACACAGCUCUCUCUUUUUUUUCUCUUUUUCUUUUGCGCAGAGCAAGCAGACAGUACACAUGCUGUGUGCGUUUCCCCGAGGUUUUCUGUUGAAUUCUUCCACCUGCCCCCGUGCAGGCCUUCAUAGUGAUCUGCAGCUUGGAAAGUUGCGUCCGCAUGUUACAGAGAAAGCAUGUUUCCGCAGAUGAGAGCCGGAACAAUGUUCAAAACGGAUGAUGAAGUACAAGUACAAUAUCA